AACUUCGGUGAAGAGAAACGGUGCUGGCCAAUCAGAGUCCGCGAAUGGACUUCAAACUUCAAAAUUUCAAUGGUGCAUUUUUCUACCAACCUCCGCGAAUAAAUAGCGAAAAAAUGUCGUUUUUAUUGUUGUUAAAAUCGAGAAAAACAUUGUCCAGACCCAGUGCGAGCUCAAGCCGUUAGUGUGCAGCUGAGGGGACCGUGAAAACAAACACUGAUUGUGUGUGGUUUCCUGUUGAUGUAACCCUAAACUUGGGGCCAAAAUGGACGAAAAUAACGCUCAAAUUCAGGCGCAGGGUUCUGUGUGCAGCGACUCUACGGCCGAGGAGGCCCACAAAAGCGACGACUAUGACCGUCGCAUUUGUCUUAUCGGAGGCCUGGCCAACGAUUCUGGCCUGCAGUCAGUGGCCGAGAGCUUCGAAGUGCCCGUAGUCCAUUCGCAGGACGGCAGAGAGUACAUGAACGAUACGGCCUGCUGUACGUACUACAUAAUCGACAAUUUCGACGGCAGCCUCUUCAACAGCCUGUGCAAGUGCAGGCAGAUCAUCUUGGGGCCUCCGGCCCUUCAGCAGCUCGGUAGGAAGGACCCGAAAGAACUGCCCGACAACACCAGGCCGCUGUUCAAUCUGGCCAUGCGGGGCGUUGUUGUGUGCUUUACGGGGUUUCGGAAUAAGGACGUUUUGACGAAACUAGUGCCGCUCAUCCACCACAUGGGGGGCUCAAUAAGGCGCGACAUGACCGCCAAAGUGACCCAUCUGAUUGCCAAUAGUUGCGGGGGUGACAAAUAUCAGUACGCCUCCACCUUCAAGGUGCCUGUGAUGAACCUGCAAUGGGUUCUGGACAGCUGGGAGCAGAACCGCUGGGAUCUGGAUUUCAGCGCUUCGCAGGAAAUGUUCAUGAACAUCUACCGCUUGAAGCCCUUCCACGGCGCCAAAGUGUGCUUCCUGGGUUUCCCAGAGGACGAGGAACAUCACAUGACGGAAGUGCUUUUGUCCAAUGGAGGCACCGUCACAACACUGGACGACCCCAAUUGCAGCCACGUGGUAAUGGAAAGCGCGGAGAUGUACCGAUUGGAAGCUGCCAAUACCCCGCUAUCCCCCAAACUGAAAUCCAACCUUAAAUCGUUCCUAUCAGAGCCGGCCGGAUUGCCGGCGCUCAAAACCCCGAACAACAAUAGCAUUGCUGACAUCAGCUGCCUGCCGGGCAGCUCCAGCACCGUGUGCUUGGAGACUUUGCAGGAAGUUUCGCGCAACGAUGAUCUGGUCAGUGUGAUGGACAGUAUUUGCUUUGAGGACCAGUCGCUGAAUCUGUCGGUGAAGCGCAAGCGGAAGUUUGUAUCGCCCGAUAAUACUCUGGUGAAGAGAAAGCGCGACAAAUGCUACAGCGAGCGUCGCAAGCGUGUCAGCAACUUCUUCAAGACACCGAUCAGCUACUUUUCCAAUCGGCGGCGCACCAUAGACGCCUCCAGCUUCGAUCAUUCCCUGAACGACAGCGUCGUUUCCACUUCCACAGUGUUCACUACCGAUGCUGUCGACAAUCUCAACACCUGUCUGGACUGCGAGACCACGCCGCGCCCCAAAUUGCGAAAAUCGAAGAAGAAUCUCUUCACCAGAACGUUCAGUUCGUCGCGCUUCGCUCGCCCCAAGUCUAGCAAGAGCCUGAUGACCUCAUUCGGCGCCGAAGACGACUCGAAGCUCAAUGCUAGUUGUUUCCCGGACAUUUCCCUCAAUCCUCACUCCCUUCAAAGCGAUAAUGGCAGCGAAAAUGCAGCGGCCUCCAGGACCACGUCUGCUCUUGCGGUGGUGGACGAGGCGUCCGUAGUGGAGCGUCCCGACGUUACGGGCCCGCGCGCUUUCGUGGUCAAGGCCGAGUGGUUUUGGACGUCGGUGCAGAAGGAGUGCAGUCUCGACGAGAAGGAGUAUCUCUUCGACGACUACAUCGAGCACAUUGUCUCGCCAGCCGCCAGGCGGGAUAGUCAUGCCACCCCGAGCAGCGCCAGCAGGAGGAAACGCAAGAGACUUCACGACACGCUGCAGUCACUGGUGCAGCAGACGCAGUCGCCGGCGCUGCACAAGCGCCGCUCUUCCGUGAGCGACGCUGGGCGUCUCAGCGUCUCGGGCUCUUUCCUCGAUUGCACCGCUAGUCCGGCCGAACCGGGCAUUGUAGAAGGCGGCGACGCUCAAGUAGAAUCGCCGCGCAAAAAUGUCACCACCCGUCAGCAGGUGGUGCUCGAGCUGCUGGAGACCGAGAAGAACUACGUGGAAAUCCUGCGCACCAUCGUCAGCCUGUUCAAGAACUACUUGGAACUGAUGCCGGACGAGGAGGCUCUGCUCAACAACACCGAGUUGAAUCUCAUCUUCGGCAAGUUGCCGCCCAUCUACGAGACCCACGUGAAAAUCCUGGAUGAGUUGCGCUGGACUAUCGCCCAUUGGCACGAGGAGCGCAGCAUAGGCAACAUCAUCAUCAAAUACUCGACGGAACUGCAAAGGGCCUACCCGCCGUUCAUCAACUACUUCGAGGAGAUGAAGGAGGUGCUGACCAGCUGCGACCAAUCAAAGCCGCGCUUCCACGCCUUCCUCAAGGCGAUGCAGACGAAGCCGGAGUGCGGCCGCCAGAGUUUGCAGGAGCUGAUGAUCCGGCCUGUGCAGAGAUUGGGCAGCAUCAGCCUGCUGCUCAAAGACAUUCUCAAGCACACGGCAAAGACCAAUCCGGAUCAUGCGGCCGUCGAAAAGGCGCUGGCAGCCUUACGCGAAGUGAUGGCGCACAUCAACGAAGACAAGCGCAAGGCCGAAGGCCAGGUCACAUUGUUCAACAUCUUCAACGAGAUUGAUAACUGCCCGCCGGACAUUGUGUCGUCGCAUCGCAGCUACAUAACGAAAGUGGAAGUGGUCCAGCUGUCCUCCUCGGAAGGCCUCUCGAGCAAAGGCAGCAGUUUGGUGUUGUUCGUGUUCAGCGACCAGCUGGAGGUGUGCAAGAAAAAGUCGAAGACCACAAUGAAGAGUCCGUCGGCCAGCGGCUUUCAGUUGCAGGGCCGCCCCAACGUGAAACUCUAUAAGCACGUGAAGAUGAUGAACUUGAACACCAUAAAGAGGGUGAUAGACAUUAAGGAGACUGAGGCCUGCCAGAAGGUGUUCAGCUUGGUAUGCAAAAGCAGCGAGGAGAGCAAGGAGAAGCUGUUCUCGUUUGCCAUGACCGAUGAAUACCCGGAUAAGGUGGGCUUUUUGAAGUUGCUCACCAGAACGAUGGCCAACAAUGUCUGCUCGGCUGAUGCGGACAAGUUCAUGGCCUAUCUGGAGCCGCAGCAGUUGGACAUCGACACCAACGAUAUAACCAACGGCACCCUGUCCAAGUACCUGAACUUUGCCAAAUCGCGACUGAAGGUGGGCCGAACGUUCUCGUUUAACAAGUCCACGCCCUCGAAGUUGAAGCGAGCGGUGAGCUCGAUGAUGUCGCCCUUUGGCAGCUCCACGAAUCUCACUCCUGCCUCUCAGUUGGCCAACAUGCGGCUUGCCAGCUACAGUAACAUUAAUGAGCUGGCGAAUAAUGGAGAAAACUCGGAUGAGUCGCCACCAACAGCACCAAUGUCAGUACAACCCACCCGCAAGGCGAAGGCGGCCUCGCUAGGCGCCAACGCUUUUCAACGGUUAUAGCGGCGGUUUUCCCCCGAUCUAUGACUCUUGUACAUAGUCUUUACACGUUUAAGGUUCACUCUAGCGUAGAAGAAUGAUCUGAAUCAUGGGGCUUGUCGGCCGUUCAAGAAAUGAUUUGUUUUGUCCCCUAUAGUCGCUUUGUCCUAACUGAUGGGCCGAUUACCGCAUGAUAAUCGGUCUAGGAGUCAGGCGUGAAAACUGCUUCGAGUUUCUUGAACGCCGCAUGCGAAUCGUGCCCGAUACGGACUCAAAUUUAAGACAAUUAUUAAUUAAGUGUAAAUGUUUGUCAGUUGGGGCCCAUUGAGGCUGCGCCCCCCGAUCGCCUACUUCCUCUUUGCGCCCGGAAUUGUAUUAUAUUUAUUGGGCUUACAAGUUGGGAUGUCGUCGAAGACUUGUAGUUUUUUACUGUGUUAUGGACCUCAUAGAUAUUACGGACAAUAAAUAAUUUAUGCAGCUUGAA
This is a messenger RNA of Dendroctonus ponderosae (mountain pine beetle), 4109 nucleotides long. It is a transcript of the gene pbl, whose product is annotated as protein ECT2. Lineage: Eukaryota; Metazoa; Arthropoda; Insecta; Coleoptera; Curculionidae. Gene Ontology annotation, cellular component: nucleus; cell cortex. The transcript is spliced from 15 exons. The record is from RefSeq and is a predicted model, not a curated record. Gene Ontology annotation, biological process: regulation of cytokinesis, actomyosin contractile ring assembly; nervous system development; mitotic cytokinesis. Gene Ontology annotation, molecular function: guanyl-nucleotide exchange factor activity; GTPase activator activity. Bases 263 to 3649 code for a protein of 1128 amino acids.